AUGGAUAUAAAGUGGGUUUUAUUGCUAGUCUGUAAUACUCUAGAUACCCCCUCCAACCACCAGAGAAUCACAUCUUUCAAGCAGAUCAAAACACUAAAUAUGAGAGUGGUGUUAAGUAGAAGAGUGCUCAGGUUUGCCGUCUUUGUUACACUUUCUUUCUUUUUCUUGUUGUUUUUUGUUUCAAACACAGCUUCGAUUUCAAAGUCAGAUGGCAUUCUGGGGAAUUUCCAAUUACCCGAUAUGUCCCAGUACAUCUUCCAUGCAGGUGAGCCUCAGCUGGGCUCUGCGAACCUGACCGAUCCAUUCGGGAUGUCCGAGUCAACCCAGAACAAACUGGAAGCAUUGAGAGCAGAACUAAACGACAAGGACAGUCUGAUCAACCAAAGACUAAGGAAGGAACAAGAGUUCAGGUUCCUGGAGUCGCAGAAUAUCGAGUCCUUCAAUGCGUUGAUCAGCAAUAAUCUCAAUGAUUUCGAUUUCAAUACAAAUUUGCAAGGCUUGAGUGACGAGGAUAUAUUGAAACAGAGCGAGAUUCCUGCCAAACAGAAGGAGGCUGACAAAUUGAAAUUGGAGAAAGCUAUCGCUGCUCAGAAAAGUUCAAUUGAAAAGCCGGGGAAAGAUGAUCUAAAUAAAUAUUUGGGUGUCUCGUAUGCUAAUGUUGGAAAACGACCAAAAGCGUGUUUCUUAUUUGUCCUGCAUCAACAUUUGAAGUUCCAAACCGUGGAACAGAUUGUCAAGUCAGUGACAGAGCUAGAAGAAAAAUUCAACAGUAAGUUUAGAUAUCCGUACGUUUUCAUCGCUGAGACUGAAUUCACUCCAGAAGAAAAGCAAUUGAUCACAACCGAAAUUAAAUCGAAGGUCGACGUCCAAUUUGGUGUUAUUCCAAAGAAACUAGUUGACUAUCCAGAGUGGAUCGACCAAAACAAGGCUGCCGCAGGCAGAUCGAAGUUGUACAACACACCUUUUGGUUCAUCGGAAUCCUUCAAAUUGAUGCAAAGAUAUCUUUCUGGUUUCUUAUGGCAGCACGACCUAUUAGCAAACUUCGACUGGUAUUGGAGAAUUGAACCAAAUAUUAGCUUGUAUUGUGAUAUGCAAUACGACAUUUUCAGAUGGAUGCAAGACACUGGUUCCGUCUAUUCAUUCAUCUAUUCUGAAAAGACAGAACAGGACGCGGUCUCUUCGAUUUGGAAGUCAACUAAGCGUUUCUGGAAAGAAAAACCAAACUAUGUCGUCAAGAACAAUCUUGAACGUUUUGGAUGGAAGAAUAAUGGUCAAGACUAUAACUUAUGUUAUUUCCUAUCAACUUUGGAAGUAGGUAAUUUGAAUUACUGGAGAUCACCAACUUAUAAAGAUUAUUUCGACUUCAUAGAUCAUGAAGGUGGUAUCUUUUAUGAAAGAUGGACGGAUGAAGUUAUAAGAACUCUUGCUCUAACUAAUCAUGUCGAUAAGACAAAGAUUCAUUUCUUCCAAGAGAUUGCUCUGUCUUAUGAUGGAAAACUAAAUUGCCCAAUUGAUAAUUUUGUCUGGAAGGAUAACAAUUGUAAUUGUGAUCAAGGUGACGAUUUUACUUUUAGCACAAACUCAUGUACAGUUAGGUAUUAUGAUGAAAGAAAAAUUAAGAAACCAGACGGAUGGAAUAGUUAA
Molecule: messenger RNA, 1644 nt
Organism: Tetrapisispora phaffii CBS 4417
Lineage: Eukaryota; Fungi; Ascomycota; Saccharomycetes; Saccharomycetales; Saccharomycetaceae
Exons: 1
Coding region: 1-1644 (547 amino acids)
Biological process (GO): protein N-linked glycosylation; cell wall mannoprotein biosynthetic process; protein O-linked glycosylation
Cellular component (GO): Golgi apparatus; membrane
Molecular function (GO): alpha-1,2-mannosyltransferase activity
Source: RefSeq, a predicted model, not a curated record